AACUCUCUUCCAUCCACUAAAAAAAGGCUGAGACUAGGGUUCACCUCCUCAAAAGUGCCUGACGCAACUUCUAUCACACGGAACAGAAGCGGCGCGUUGCAAGGCCUUCCAUGUGCUACAGCGUGUCUCCCUCAGUAUCGACGGCAGCCGAUCUCAGCACGGAAUCGCGUGCCAGCUUGCGACAGGAGCCAGCCACGCGCAAUUGGAGCUAACGCACGCGGCGUGAGCGCGAAGACGCCUCGCAGCGACGACCAUGCCGCCGGAACCGAGCGCCGAGUCGCAGUUAAUGAACCCCGACGUCCAGGUGCGUCGGGGUUCCAAUGCGGAGUCACCUAAGGGAAAUUCGGUAACAUUGAAGAAGGAGCUGGGUCUCAUGAACGGUGUAGGGAUGAUUGUCGGGGUGAUCAUAGGCGCCGGUAUCUUCGUUUCACCCACGGGAGUGCUUCGGUACGCCGGCUCCACCGGCAUGGCCCUCGUGGUCUGGGCUGCAUGCGGGCUCAUAUCGAUGGUUGGAGCCAUGUGUUAUGCCGAACUAGGGACGAUGAUCCCAAAGUCUGGAGGGGACUACGCCUACAUUUUCGCUGCUUUCGGUCCGCUGCCGGCAUUUCUCUUCUUGUGGGUCGCGCUCCUCAUCAUCCAGCCCACGAGCAACGCGAUCGCCGGCAUCACUUUCGCCAACUACAUCUUAGAACCAAUAUACGCUGGCUGCGCACCACCGGACAACGCGGUGAGACUCGUCGCUGCUGUGGUCAUAUGUUUACUUACUUUUAUCAACUGCUACAAUGUCAAGUGGGCAACAUUGGUUCAAGAUUCCCUCAUGUUUGCUAAGGUCAUUGCCUUGGUCAUCAUCAUUAUCGCUGGUUUUGUGCACCUUGCUCAAGGGAACACAGGAAACCUACAGAAUAUGUUUGAAGGGACAACUAGGGAUCCUGGGGUCAUUUGUUUGUCAUUUUAUUCUGGUCUCUUUUCCUACGCAGGAUGGAACUACUUGAACUUUGUAACUGAAGAAUUGAAGAACCCUUUUAGGAACUUGCCAUUUGCUAUCUACAUUUCAUUACCCAUGGUGACAAUCAUAUACCUCCUUGCCAAUGUUGCAUACUUUGUCGUCCUCACUGCUGACGAAGUUCAGUCAGCAAAUGCUGUUGCUGUGACAUUUGGGGAAAAGAUUCUUGGUGUGGUGUCGUGGAUUAUGCCAGUCUCUGUUGCACUUUCUACAUUUGGAGGCCUCAAUGGUGGAAUAUUUGCGUCUUCUCGCUUAUUUUUUGUAGGUGCAAGACAGGGACACCUGCCUACUUGCCUUGCUAUGAUCAAUGUGUCACACUUUACACCAGCUCCCAGCCUAGUCUUCUUGUGCCUUCUUAGCCUGCUGUACCUGACAAACACAGAUGUGUUUGUUCUCAUAACAUACACUGCCUUCAGUGAGGCCAUGUUCAUAAUGCUGUCUGUGGGUGGGCUGCUUUGGCUUCGGAUAAAACAGCCAAAUACAAAACGACCAAUUAAGGUGAACAUCAUACUGCCCGUGUUGUUCUUCCUCAUCUCGCUGUUCCUUGUGGUGCUACCAUUCUUCAGCCAGCCCUUGGAAACAUCUAUUGGUGCUGGCAUCAUGCUGUCUGGAAUUCCAGUCUACUUCCUCACAAUCUACUGGAAGGAUAAACCUCUUGCUUACAGGAGAACGAUUCGUGUGGUCACAGCUUAUGUACAGAAAAUAUUGUACAGCGUUCCGCAAGAAGACAAGGUGGGAUCGGAUUAGCAGCGUCCAUCAGGAAGAGUUUCAGUCAAGCGUCGUUUUGGUCCGUCUGAGCGCGGCGUUAUUUCUUUUUUAAAUGUUUUUUUAUAUUUUGAAGUUAUGUGCUGGUGAGGCGCAUCAGUAUCAAUGCUAUAGCCUCGUUUGCAGAAAAGCGCAUCUGUAAGUGUUUACGCAAUUCAUUUGAAUGCCAGAGCGCAAUCCCUGAUCGUAAAAUCCGUUUUAAAAGUGUAGAAUGCGGACAUAGAUUCGUGGUAUGAUUUUUUUUAAGUCCGCGUGACGUUAGGAAUUGUUUCCGAAUCAGUUCUUUCCUUUGUGGUAAUAUAUCCUACCCUUAAAUUUAUGCUUUAUUUUGUAGCUGAGAUGCUUGUUUAUGCAAUGCACAUUUGCCGUUUCUUGUUGACAAUUUCGAAGGCUACUGCUCUGUAUAUUGCUAUAAUGAGUUGGCGCAUUGUAAAGAACAGCUUUUGCGACAUAUCUUUGCGGUACUUAAGUUUUUUUUUCCUGCUAGAAACGAAUGCGAAGGUACAUAAAUGAUGCAUUCGCGAGGUUUAAGGUAAAGUUUUACGUGAUAGUUGUUAUUUUUGUUCGAACAGGAGUGUGUGUAUAUAUAUAUAUAUAUAUAUAUAUAUAUAUAUAUAUAUAUAUAUGCUCUUGUAUAGGUGGGUAUAUGUCAUUGCAUAUCAUAAAAGCAGUUGGUAACGGCAAAACUGCGUACAAUAUUCCAGCAUUGACAAGGCCGCGUUCAAGCUAUGAGUCGACGCGCUAAGAAACAGUGCUAGCGCACAGUUCGUGCUUAGCCACAGCUAAACCUUUUUUGCAUUUUCCUGAUUCCGCAUAAUUUGUUAGUUUUUUUUUUUCUCUGAAAAGUUGCUACCUGCGUGGGGACAACCAGACUUUUAUUCCACGCUCCCAUAGUUAACAAAAUCUGCCGUCAAUGUGUGAUGAGGUUACGUCACGUGUGCACUUUUCUGGCCACGAAUGCGUUUCAGCUGAACACAGUUAUUUUGUAUUUAGUCACCUCUACCAUUAGUCACUGUAACUAUAGGUAACUAGCUACUGGGGAGAUCUGACAGUGUGUGUGUUGAAUUUUUACAUUGGCUUGCGCUGUGAGCAUGAAGUCUUUUUUUUUUUUUAAAUAUAUGCUUCUGUUAGCCGAUCGUCUCACAUUUUUUUCUUUCCGAAAUAAAUCGCGAAGUGGGCGUAGUUUUGUUACCAUAUGCUCACCGAAAUUUUAUAUGGGCAUUCAGCAUAUUUGCUCAAAACUUACCUUAGUUAAACGCUUCACAACGAACCAUGGUGCGCUUUAGCUACUUUAAAAGUGACAUCAUACUGAAUUUUUGAGAAGAAUAUACAUAUUUAUGCUCAGUCGCCAACAUUGGAUUAUUGAAGUGUUCUAACGCAAAUGAAAAAAAAAAAGCGCGAUUCUUAUGUGCGAGAGAACUAUUGUUCAUACUUCAAGGUAUACUGGGGGCACUUUCUUGCUUUUUCCUAAGAUGUAUUUUCUUUUGUUAAUUCCAUGUCUAUUAUGCAUCCAUGCAUUAUGCAUAUUUGCACUGACUUGAGGAACAACCGUCGUAUUACCGUUUGUGCUGAGCUCUGUAAAGAAGCGAAAUCAGUGUAUACGGUUGAGAGUAUGAUAUUUUACUCGUUCUUUUGCAUGCCGACGAGCACCAAGCGUUAGGGAAAGCUAAUGCAUUUGUGAACUGUUCAAACCACGGCGCUGUGCUCAGUACUGACAUCGCGUUUGUUGUGAGCGCGGAUGGUGUGUACAUAUACUUGUAGUUGUGAUGAUGUGCUCGUAAUAAGUCCACGCUAAGUUGCUUGUAUACCUUAGUUUUUGUAUUCAAGUGGUAAGGAUCGGACGAACGUUAAAAAUUCCGUUCGAAAAUAAUUUUAUGUACUCCGUCGUCUGCACAGCCCUAAGACGUUAUUGUCUCGGUUUUGUCAACACGAAUAGUUUUCAAUUCGAGAGUUCACUUCCGGUUAAUUAUUGAGUUAGAUUGAAGCGUAGGUGUUUCUAAACAGACACCAAGUGGCAUCGUGCUUGUUGAUUAUGAGUAACGUUCUGUAUAUUAUGACUGCGAUGUCGACUCAGCAUGGAGUUAAGAAAGAAAGGCACUUCAGGCCAGCGUGAACUUGUGAUGACGUACCUCGUCGGGAUUGUGAUAUCCGCGAGAAGUUUUGGGCUGGCACAAGACUCCGUUUUAUUUUUUCAUAGUGUUUGUAUAUUUGCAUGUUGCUGCUAUGUUUUGUCAUAUUUUGUUAGUUAAAAAUGAUAUUGAUCACACGAAAGCUCGGCAUGCUAGAAAUUCUUCCGCCUAUGCUAAAAAUUUUGGGACAUUUAUCUUGUGUGCUGCCAAAUAUUGACUUUCGGUGUUUCUUAAGGACACACGGAAUCCAAAGGGACCACGUGAAUGUGAAUUUAUGUUAUUUCGCUCUACACUGCAUUACCAAAGCGAAAUGGGCUGCUUGUUAGGAACGGUUGUGUUGUUGUUGCCUUUUUCAUCUCACGUGUCGGUGACCUGUGAAGCAGGUGGUGAAUAUCUACUAGAUGGAACGUUUCAGAAAUACCACAUUGAUUCUGCAGCUCUGUUCGCCUGCGUGCCGUAUCGCGUACGUGUCUACAGGAUUCUGAGGGAGCCUCUGACCCUCGGGUCGCCCGUGCCGCGCUCAGUCUUCCUGAUGUGAAAUUUGAUCGUCACUACCCAUAUAAUGUGCGAGGCGUAGCCGUACUUAGCGCUGGUGGGCUGCACUUGCUCGAAAGCCUUUUCAGCAGCGGUACACUUGAGCGAAAGACGCACACUGUUCGAUGUGGACAACGCCUGAAGUAACAUUUGCCGCAUAUGCCGCCGCACGGGCCUUUUUGACUUGCUGAAGCCUUGAGAGUGUUGUCCAAGUGCCUAAGUUGUUUGCCUAUACGGCACUUUUUUUUUUUGUUAUUGUGCGCGUGACGCAAAAUUUCGAACUUCUUUUUUUAGUUUUUCACCGAUGCUUGCGGAUUUGUGUUCGUGCGAACACUCUCACGUGUAUGUGUGUGUUUUUCUCUUUCCAUAUACCUGUGUUCUGAUGGUCGCGAGGCGUGCCUUCUGUUUUAACGUUUGAUUUUGGUCAGUUAUGACGCACGCGAAUGUUUCUGGCACAAGAGAUCACGCUAUUUUUGAGAGCACACCUUUGUGCUGUCGUUGUUCGCGAUGCUGUUCAAGCUUUCUGUGUGUGAAAGUGUCUCGCGUGACUGACCGACUACUGUCAUUGUGCAUUUCUGGGUUCUGAACGGUAGGCUUAUUAUGUACUGUCAACAAAUGUUAAAAAAAAGGACAUACGUGAGUUUGUUGUUUGCAUAGUCGUAAACACAUUGCUGCCAAAGGUGCCUUAUUGCGUGAGGGGUGAUGAGUGUGUGAUGACGGGCAAUUUCAUUUGCAAACGCGAGUCAUACUAGGUAAUGCCGGGAAAUAAAUAUUUGUUUUUUCAUCCUACAAAA
Rhipicephalus sanguineus (brown dog tick) is the source of this 5225-nucleotide messenger RNA. RefSeq names its product Y+L amino acid transporter 2 (gene mnd). The transcript is spliced from 10 exons. The coding region runs from base 254 to 1750 and encodes 498 amino acids. Lineage: Eukaryota; Metazoa; Arthropoda; Arachnida; Ixodida; Ixodidae. The record is from RefSeq and is a predicted model, not a curated record. Gene Ontology annotation, cellular component: membrane. Gene Ontology annotation, molecular function: L-amino acid transmembrane transporter activity. Gene Ontology annotation, biological process: amino acid transmembrane transport.